GGAGAAACCUCACGUACCUGGGAUCUCCUGCUACCGUGGGAACCGGUGAAUUUUUAUCUGCAAACACAAACUUGUAUCCUUUGUGUUUUUUUAGUUUCACCCAACUACUUCGUUUGAAGAUGGAAAGUGCAGGCCCAUCGACCCACCAUAUCGUCUCCGAUACCCAAUCGGAAAGCGCAGGACCAUCAUCGACCCACCAUGUCGCCCCCGAUGUUACAUCGGACUCGAUGACCUCCAGAGACUAUUAUGCGGAUUCAUACGCGCAUUUUGGUAUUCACGAGGAAAUGCUCAAGGACACUGUCCGGACAGGAUCAUAUCGUUCUGCGAUCAUCAACAAUGGUCACCUCUUCAAGGGUAAAACAGUCCUAGAUGUUGGAUGUGGAACUGGUAUCUUGAGUAUGUUCGCCGCAAAAGCGGGUGCUUCACAUGUAGUCGGUAUCGACAUGUCGAAUAUUAUCGAUCAAGCUCAAAAGAUUAUAGAAGCAAACGGCUUCAAAGACACAAUUACUCUCGUCAAGGGAAAACUUGAGGAAGCCGAGCUUCCUAUCGAUAAAUUCGAUAUCAUCAUUUCAGAGUGGAUGGGAUAUUUCCUUCUCUACGAAUCUAUGUUAGAUACCGUCUUGCUUGCAAGAGACAAAUACCUCAAACCGGAAGGAUUGAUAUUCCCCGACACAGCAAGAAUCCUUUUUGCUGCCAUUGAAGAUCAAGACUACAAAGAGGAGAAGAUCAACUUCUGGGAUAAUGUGUACGGCUUCGACUACUCGUGUAUCAAAGACAUCGCGCUCCGCGAACCUUUGGUGGAUACCGUUGAACUCAAAGCGGUUGUAACCGAUCCCUAUGUUAUCAAAGAAAUCGACCUCUUGACAGCAACAAAGGAGGACCUGACUUUCACAGCGCCUUUUAGCCUUGUUGCUACACGCGAUGACUAUAUCCAUGCGUUCCUGGCUUGGUUUGACAUAGUCUUCGACUGCACACAUAAGAAAGUCAAGUUUUCAACCGGUCCUCAUGCGCAAUACACGCACUGGAAGCAAACAGUGUUCUAUACCCCCUCGACAAUCACCAUCAAACAAGGGCAGGAAAUUACUGGCGAACUAUCUUGCGCACCGAACGCGCGGAACAACCGUGAUCUUGACAUUUCCAUUUCGUAUGCAGUGGGAGACGAGGAAGAGACAGAAGUAGAAUACAAAAUGUGCGUGAUUUUUUAUUCUUGCCGCAUCUCUUUUCCCCAGUCCGAUUUGUGGUGAUAAUGACUGUACGCUGACCGAUGAUAGGUCUUGAUUGACAAAUGAUUCAUCAACAAUGGCUUUCCGCACUUCAUCGCGCUGUCAUAUACACCCUUCAUAUACCGUCAUUUACCUGCAAUGCGGCAUCUGGAUUCGACAACACAGGUAUUAGCUUGGAUACACUGACA
This is a messenger RNA of Suillus bovinus, 1411 nucleotides long. RefSeq names its product S-adenosyl-L-methionine-dependent methyltransferase. Gene Ontology annotation, biological process: peptidyl-arginine methylation. The transcript has 9 exons. Bases 120 to 1244 code for a protein of 374 amino acids. Gene Ontology annotation, molecular function: protein-arginine N-methyltransferase activity. The record is from RefSeq and is a predicted model, not a curated record. Lineage: Eukaryota; Fungi; Basidiomycota; Agaricomycetes; Boletales; Suillaceae. Gene Ontology annotation, cellular component: nucleus.